UUCACGUGGUUCUCUAUGAAAAGAAGCUCACUUGGGUGGCCAUGCUCAGACCGUCCAUGUCAAUGGUGUCGAUUUGGACCUUGGAUUUAUGGUGUUCAAUGGAGUCACAUAUCCCAAUAUGAUGGAGCUUUUCGAAAACCUUGGAGUUAAUGUGCAAAGAAGCGACAUGUCCUUCUCAGUGAGUUUGGAUGAAGGUAGGACAUGUGAGUGGGGGAGUAGGAAUGGGCUGUCCAGCCUUUUUGCCCAGAAGAAAAAUGCCUUUAGACCUUCCUUCUAUCGAAUGCUCCGAGAGAUAAUCAAAUUCAAACGCGACGUCUUGAGGUACCUUGAGCAACAUGAGAACAACCUUGACCUCGAUCGUAGUGAGACACUUGGACAGUUCAUCAAAUCACUGGGUUACUCUGAUGCAUUUCGGGACCAUUAUUUUAUCCCGAUGUGUUCCUCAGUUUGGUCGUGCUCCUCUGAACAAAUGCUCAACUGCUCUGCUUACUGUGUGCUCUCAUUCUGCCGAAACCAUCAUGCUCUUCAGCUAUUUGGGCGGCCACAAUGGUUCACCGUGAAGGAUUGCUCACAUGCAUAUAUUAAUAAGAUAAGAGUUGAAUUGGAGAAAUGGAGUUGUGAGAUAAGAACAGGUUGUGCUGUGAAAUCUAUUUUGACAGCUCCUGGAGGAUGCUCCAUAAUGACUGAAACUGAUACCAGUGAUACCUAUGAUGGAUGCAUAAUGGCCGCCCAUGCUCCUGAUGCUCUAAAAAUACUUGGACAAGAUGCUACUUUUGAUGAGACCAGAGUUCUUGGUGCUUUUCAAUAUGUCGACAGUGAUAUAUACCUUCAUCAUGAUGAUAGCUUAAUGCCCAAAAAUCCAACAGCCUGGGCAGCCUGGAAUUUUCUUGGGGUAAAAGGCAAAAGAAUUUGCUUGACUUAUUGGCUCAAUGUGGUUCAGAGUUUGGAGACAGAUGUUCCUUUUUUUGUCACCUUAAAUCCAUUUCAUUUGCCUAAAAAUGAAGUUAUGAAAUGGUCAACAAGUCAUCCACUUCCAACAGUUGCUUCUGUGAAGGCUUCACUUGAAUUAAGCGAAAUUCAAGGAAAAAGAGGAAUCUGGUUUUGUGGAGCUUAUCAAGGUUAUGGUUUCCAUGAAGAUGGAGUGAAGGCUGGAAUGGUUGCGGCAAAAGGUUUACUAGGAUCAGAAUGUGUUCUUAUAGAUAACAGAAAAAGAAUGACACCCUCUUUGAUGGUCAGGGGAGCACGGCUAAUUGUCACUAGAUUCCUGAAAAGUUAUGUCUCAACAGGUUACUUGAGCUUGCUAGAGGAAGGUGGCACAGUGUUUGAAUUUUGCGGGGCCAAUAAUAAAGAUGGCCUCAAAUCUAUGAUGAAAAUUCACUCUCCUUUGUUUUAUUGGAAGAGCAAUGAAUUUUUUUCACUAUUCUUGGACGAGACUAUGACAUAUUCAUGUGCAAUUUUCAAGGAAGAGAAUGAAGAUCUCAAAGCUGCACAGAUGAGAAAAAUUUCCCUUUUGAUUGCAAAGGCAAGGAUUACCAACAAACAUGAAGUUCUUGAGAUUGGCUGUGGUUGGGGAAGCCUUGCAUUGGAAGUUGUCAAACAAACAGGAUGUAGAUAUACUGGAAUCACACUAUCAGAAGAGCAACUAAAAUAUGCUCAAGAAAAGAUUAAAGAAACUGGUUUUGAAGACCAAAUUAAACUUCUUUUGUGUGACUACCGCCAGCUGCCAAAGUUUCAAAAGUAUGAUAGGAUAAUAUCUUGUGAGAUGCUAGAAGCUGUUGGACAUGAAUACAUGGAGGAGUUCAUUGGAUGCUGCGAGUCCUUGUUGGCUGAAGAUGGAAUUUUUGUGCUUCAGUUUAUAUCAAUUCCAGAUCAACGUUAUAAUGCACAUCGAAGAAGUUCUGACUUCAUGAAUACAUACAUUUUCCCUGGUGGGUUACUUCCUUCCUUGAGUAGAGUUACAUCAGCUAUGACAACUGCAUCUAGACUUUGUAUUGAGCAUGUGGAGAACAUUGGCAUCCAUUACCUCCAGACUUUACUCUACUGGAGAAGGAAUUUUAAAGAAAAUGAAAGCAAAAUUCUGAAGUUGGGAUUUGAUGAGAAGUUCAUCCGCACAUGGGAGUAUUACUUUGUGUACUGUGCAGCUGGUUUCAAAUCACGUACUCUUGGCAAUUAUCAGGUUGUGUUGUCUCGACCUGGUAACUUGAGUGCCUUCAGUAACCCUUAUGACAGCAUGCCAACAUCUUGAGCUUCCUUGACAAUAUGAGAUGGAUUUUGUCUGCCUUUACAUGCUGAGUUGUCAUCUGUACUUGAUCAUGAAGUUUGUUAUAAAACUUCACCUUUUUCACGAUCUGUAUGCAAACUUGAAUCACUGAUAAUUUGUAGACUCCAACUUGUUUAUGAGUUUCUCUAGACUCUGGUUUUCCAAGCGUCCAAGAAUAAAUGAUUUGGAUUUGCUUA
Nymphaea colorata (pocket water lily) is the source of this 2457-nucleotide messenger RNA. RefSeq lists its product as uncharacterized. The transcript has 21 exons. Gene Ontology annotation, molecular function: oxidoreductase activity; methyltransferase activity. Bases 89 to 2245 code for a protein of 718 amino acids. NCBI's taxonomy places the organism in Eukaryota, Viridiplantae, Streptophyta, Magnoliopsida, Nymphaeales, Nymphaeaceae. The record is from RefSeq and is a predicted model, not a curated record.